GCUGCAGUGCCUUGCAGGAAGUGGCACUGGUAGGUGUUGCCAGUGCUAGGACGAGGGAAGGUGAGACGAGACUCGUACACGUCCAGCAGCUGACUACAGGUGGGAGCCUCGGCACCUCAGUACUCGAUCCUCACACUUCCAAGGCGUGACGCUUCGCACCUGACACACUUUCAGCAUCCUUGUGUGUGGAAGGAAGAGUGCUAGCCUGCACCUCGACUUGCUCCAUCCCGACUGGUAUGUUGUCACUGUGCUGCGAAGGCCAGCUGUCCCUGUCUCUGCCUAGUUUCCUUGGCUGCUGCUGUGUGACGCAGCUUUUGUGAUUCCUCGAGUGGCCAGCAGUGAUGGGUGACCGAGGCCGUGAGCAGGGCAGGGGCCGGGGACGAGGACACAGCCAGACCAUCAAGAACUUGGAACGUGCUGCUGCUGACAUCCAGAACAUGCUGCAGAAUAUGAACACAGAUGAUAAAGGUUCUGGCUCAGGUGGAUACAAGAAAAGGGGUGGAGGAAGCAGAGGAAGCAAGUCACUGAUGGACCUCAGUGGGCAGGGCAGCCAGCAUCGUGGCAGAGAACCCAACCCUUGCCAUCCAGGUCCUCCCAACCAGCCCUUCAAUUAUCCAGAACCACCUAAUCCAGAGUACCAUCACUAUGGCUCACCAGGCCCUUACCAACACCCAUCAAAUCAGGGGCACUACCACCAAGGUCCACCAGGUCAGGGGCACUACUACCAAGGCCCACCAGGUCCGAGGCCCUACCACCAAGGCCCACCAGGUCAGGGGCACUACCACAGUGUUCCCCCAGGUCAGCAGGCUUAUCCAAGAAGCUAUAGUGAGGGUCCCCCCAACCAGUAUCCUCAACCACCUCCCUCCUAUGAGGAAUCCAUGGGCCAAUAUGACAGGAAGCCCCCACCACUGAUGCAAAACAAGUACAAGGGACAGAGAAAGGCACCCAAUCAAGAAGCAUCUAAGCCAGUGCACGCACAGGAGUUGGUGAAAGCACUGGCCAUGUUUGAGGGCCAGAUGGCAGACUCUGAGGUGAUCAGCAGGCAGAUUGAAAGCAGCAUUGAGGAGGUUGAGAAGGUGGUGAGGCAGCGCAAGGAUAUAUUUGCACACAUAAAGGAUGGCAACAAAGUGAUGGUGGAGCUGGUCCCCAACAUCAAGCUUUGCACACACUACCUUUCUGAGAAUGGCUGCACUGCACGUGACUCCUGCAAAGCUCUUCACUUGUGCAGAAACUUCAUCAUGACUCGCUGUGACCUGGGGCCAUCCUGUACGUUUGGGCACAAGUUAGAUACCAAUCACAAUAAUUCAAUUCUCUCAAAACUAUAUUUGGAUUUGAUCAAAACACACAACUUGCUCCUCAUCAUCAAAAAAGUGUGCCGAGGAAAUGCUCCUCCCAAGGUGUGUGGUUAUUACAGCACAAAGGUUGGAUGCAGGAAGAAGGACAACUGUAAGUUCCUGCACAUUUGUAAAGACUUCGUGAUGAAUGAUGGAAAGUGUCCUACCAAAAAUUGUCCCUUCAAUCAUCAGCUGACCAACAAGCAGUGCAAGGCUGUGCUGAUCCAGCAUGGCAUGUCCACUAACGAGAGCAUUCGGGACAUUUUGUUGAAGGUGAAACAGUGUCAUGAGAGAAGUGCAGGCUGUCAUUCCUCCCCUGCACCCAAGCGAGGCACAAAAAAUAGAAAGGAAGAGGAAAGUGAAGACAGCCAAGACUCAGACUCAGACAGCUCCCAGGAGGACUCGGACAAUGCAUCUGUCAAGAGGAAGACAAACAAGACUCAUGGCAAGACCAAAGAGAAGGGUUCAGAAUCUAAGAGAAAGAAGGCAACAAUUAGAUCCACUGAUUUUUGUGGUGAUGUUGAAAUUCCUGAAAUUUGCAUAUAUGCAGUUAACAAUAAGUGUCUCAAUGAAAAAAGAGGCUGCAAGUAUCUACAUGCCAAAAGUCUCUUCCAUUGGCAGGUGGAAAAGGACAAUAAGUGGUACAAUUUCCGCAUAUUUCAGUCCAAGGCGCUGGAGAGCGCUUACCGAGAUGUGUCCAAGAACAGCAUCACCCUUCCCCACAUUGAUGCUGCCAGACUCGUCACUGAUGGCAAAAACAUACUGGAAAUCUUGGGACCAAACACCUGGACGGCCAAUUUCAGAGAAAUGUGCAUUGGCGAUCCUGCAGGCAAACAGCUGAACAUCAGGAGGGUGGCCACCCCGUCAUCCGCCCUGUCUGCCCUGCCUCAGGCCACCGUGUACGAGUGGUACUUUGAGGAUGAGCAGGGGAAGUGGAUCCGCUACGGUGACGUGAACAGCUCGGGCAAACAGGACCUUGUGUGCAAAAUAACCUCGGAAGACAUUGAGAAGCAGUAUGUGACAGACUCAUCCACAACAAUGGUGAUAUCCAACACACACUUUAAUUACAAAAUUGACUUUGCAGCCAUGACCCAGACUAACCUGUCAAGCACCAAGGUGAGGGAGAUCCGUCGCCGCCCCACACGCCUCUCCUAUCAGAAGACUGGCACCACUACUGAUGCUCCUGGCACAGCCUCCCCUGCUGCUGCCCCCACCAGCAGUGACGGCUCCUCCCUCCCAGCACACUGGCAGCCCAUGAAAUCCCAGCAGCCCUACUGCCUGGUGACUCUGAAUCCAAACAGCACAGAGUUCCAGGAUGUGUGUAAGAGUAUCAAGCUGAUGAUCCCAACGGCCAAGAUUUGUGAGGUGCGCAGGCUGCAGAAUGAGUACCUGUGGCGCCUCUUUCACUACAAGAAGGCUGACCUUGCUAACCGGUACGAUGACGUUACCAUGAAUGUGCAGCAGCUUUACCAUGGUACUGACCCGGACUUCAUCGAUGCAAUCUGUAAGGAGAACAUUGAUGGACGUCGCUACGCCAACAUGAAGGACAAAUAUGGGAAAGGAACUUACUUCUCCAAUAGUUCUGCUGUUGCUCGCACCUAUUGCACUCCUGAUGCUCAAGGACAUCUGUUCAUGAUCCUGGCCGAGGUGAUCAUUGGCUAUGUGACCUUGGGCAACAAGAACCUCAACAAGCCUCCACUGAACAACCUCACCAACCACCCCUAUGACACAACGGUGGACAGUAUGGCGGCCCCAACUGUCUUCAUCAAGUAUUACAAGGAAGAGUAUUAUCCAGAGUACAUAAUAGAAUUCACUGUAGAUGGUGAUGCGAAGACAGACUCUGCUUGGGAUGCAGCAGCAGGGUUUGUUAAUGCUGCUGUUGCUGCUGCUUGGUAUGGCACCAACCACAAAUGAAAUGAAAAGUUAUUAAUUUUGUAUUCUAAUAUUUCAUCUUAUAAUUGCUCAGCAAACAUACACCCUUGAUAUUUACUAUUAAAUAGGCCAAAAUCAGAUGUAGCUGUGCAUGUAUGGAUAAUAGAGGAAGGGUAGGGAUAGUGGGUGCAGGUGAAUACCAGUGCAGCUGGUCAGGAUUCUGAUCUUAAGCUCUAAGCGAUAUGCAAAGUUCACUGCAUUUUGCCUUUGAUUAAAUGCUUCCAUAUAGCUAUGUGAAAUUGACAAGCUGUUAAUUUUCUCAAGGUUAACUGAUGUCAUUGUGAGUGACACAGAGGUGACAGCAGUAAGCAAGGUUCUUUACCUGAGGCUGAAAAUAUUUUGGAGAGCUAUAAGAGAUUCUCUAAGUGUGAAUAUGUGGAACAUUAGAACAUGUUUGGUUUAAGUAAAUAUUCAUCACAAGGAGCUACUGCUGAAAAUGUAACAUUCAUGCAGCACAACUGGGGCAUCUAAAGGAUGAAAUUUGUAUAAGGAAUUUGCAAAAAUUUGGUAUUUUUGUCACAAUAAGACAGACUGAUAAGUAAGAAUUCCUGUGUGAGUUUCAUCCAUUAUUAAUACUCUUAGGUAUAUGUGGUGUAUGUGCAGAAGAAUAAUGAUAAUAAUAAUGAUAAUUGUGAGGAUCUCUGCCUCAUGUCCACUUUUUGUUGUGCAGUUUUAUUGUUGAGGAUUACUGUGUCAGGUGGCUGCUUUGUGGGGAAAUUUAUUUUACAAUAUAUUUUUUCAUUGCCUAGAGGAAUUGAUUCUAUAUCAUUAAGUGUAUUUUGAUGGCAGCAUUGCCAUCAGGCCCCAGCUUAUCAAAAGUCCCAGUGUAGGAAUGUAAAUGAAGAAAAUGUUAAUAACCUACAUGCCAGGCAGAGACCUGCCUUAAAGGAGGGAGCAACCAAGAUGGGAAGUUGUAAUGCCUUGUCUCAUUGUAGGAAAACUAUUCAGAUGAUAAGAUUCCUAUUCUCUUCCUCAUGUAAUGAGAAAGCAUGUGUCCACCCCACACUGUUAAUGUGGUAGUCAGCACCACACUUAUCAGCUGCCACCAGCCUGUGUGUGUGUCUGUGUAGAAAUCAUCACACGUUGGACAAAAAUGCACUUCAAUAUAUUUCUCUUCCACCUGUAAUGAUUUCUACACAGCAGAUCUUGUGCCUCGGUGUUAUCUCUUCUGAGCAACACUUUGUAGUAGCUGAGUGAAGUGAGUUAAGGUAUCUGGGCACUAACAUGUUGGUCCCAACAAUGGUUCAGUUAGCCAUGAAGUCUGUGUAAAUGUGUGUGUGUGUGUGUGUGUGUGUGUGUGUGUGUGUGUGUGUGUGUGUGUGUGUGUGUGUGUGUGUGUGUCUCACGUGGAGCUCAGCAAACUGAUGAUAAUAAUUUAGGUGAACAUUGAUGCUAUUGCAUUAUCAUCAUUGUUUCAUUAAGGUAUUUAAGAGAUGACAAGAAAAAUUACUUAAAAAUUGUGGUUAUGUUCUGAGGACAAGCCUUUCUCAAAAUGUAGGUCUGGAAGCAACAGAUCAAACUCUUGAGUGGGGAGUUCAUAACCUCAUUGAUCUUGACUCCCGUCUCCCAAGUGAGGUAAGGCCAGCUAAGUCAGGUCAUUCCUCUUCUUUGUGUGGCACGCGUACUUCCAUUAUAGUCACCACGAUACAUUUAUCAUGGACUGCAGGAUAUUGGUAUGGCCAUGAUAGAUGUGUAGCUCAUGGAUGAGGAAGACUAUUAGUGCCAGAGCAUUGCCCACAAGUACCAUUUGUUGUGUACUGAGGCACAAGAGGGAGGCGGGAUCUGUACUUGAUGCAUGCUUCCAAUGCUUCUGCUUGAGGAACAGGGAAGAUUAAGAAAGAGGUAGUAGAGUUAAGUAAGCAUUGAUGCAGCAGUGAAUGCAGAGGCUGGGGCUGCACAGGCUGUGUUGCUGCUGUGCUUGUGGCUGUGCUUACUGAAAUAUUCUGUGAUGCAAUUUUUUGAGGAUGUGUCACUUAAAAUGUUUUAUUUGAAACAUUGAAUGGAUAGAGUUGAUUUCCCCAUGAAAUAUAAAUUGUUGAGAAUUUGUGGAAUAUAAUUACUAUAUUAUGCAAGCUAUAAUAGUAAAGCAAUUCAUCAUCACAAACAAAGUGAGAACCUGGAAGCAGCUGCUCCAGUCACUGCACUGCAGGGUGCAUUGUUGAUCAAGGCUGAAAUAUAGAAGUAGGGAAAGAUUACCAUGCAGUUUGUUUGUGAGGGCAACAUUUGUAAUGCAGUCAAUGCUGGACAUAGCAAACUGCUCAGGAAAAUCAGUUCACUUUGUCUGAUUGUCACUAUAGCAAGCAAUGUUAGCAAACAUUGUUACAUAAGGGGAGGCAUUUAUUAAUUCCUCCAAACAAAACACAUUUGUUGAUACCUAUCCAAGCAACAGCCACUCUAGAUACACCAAGUUUCUGUCACAUUUAGUGAAAACUUAAUUUUCUAUAUGCAGUUACAUAAGGAAAGUAAUUUCUUAAUAACUAUUCAGACAAUAGUCACUCAGAAAUACCAACUUUCUGCCACAUCUAGUGAAAAUUAAUUCACUAUUUGCAAUGGUUAUUUCAGAGGUUUGGAAAGUUUGGUAUCUUCACCUCGUAUAACAAUCCAGAGUUUGCAAAGUUUGGUAGACUCCAAGUGUUUGUUGUAUCCUGGAUCCAUUGUACCAAGGGUUUAUUUCAUAUGGUAUGCAACCCUUUGACUGCUACAGAUUCUCAGCUUGAUAUUAUCGUAUGGUGCAAGUUUAGGCAACAAUUUUGAGAGGCAGCACUCACAGCAAAAAUUAUCAUAUAUCUACUAAGUCUUUUAUUAUUUGAUUUUUCAUGAGUAAAACUGCAUACACACAUGCCAUUAGUAGUCACAGGGUUAAUUAAACAGUUGAGUACUCAUUACUCAGUGAGCUAUCAAGUAUAUGUAUGGUAGCUACACACUGUAGGAUAUUUAGCAGUCAUAAUGAUGGGAUGUGGUUUUUGGUUUUGGUCUGUUAGUGGAUCUCUGUUGCUUCCUGUGAUGAAUCAAUAACUGUAUUAUUGUAGUUAUUUUUUUAUUUAUUUAUAUUUUUUUUUUUUUUCUUGAUUUACUGUUUGAAUUGGGAUUUCUCUCUCUCUCUCUCUCUCUCUCUCUCUCUCUCUCUCUCUCUCUCUCUCUCUCUCUCUCUCUCUCUCUCUCUCUCUCUCUCUCUCUCUCUCUCUCUCUCUCUCUCUCUCUCUCUCUCUCUCUCUCUCUCUCAGAUAUAAACAUUUCACCUUUAGAAAUAUUGAUUAAGUUUGCAUACUAAAAAAAGUGGACAUGGAUUGCUUUUAUCUGUAUUAAUCUUCCAAUAAUGAUCUACCAGCACA
This is a messenger RNA of Scylla paramamosain (green mud crab), 6598 nucleotides long. RefSeq names its product protein mono-ADP-ribosyltransferase PARP12-like. The record is from RefSeq and is a predicted model, not a curated record. The transcript is spliced from 7 exons. Gene Ontology annotation, cellular component: nucleus. Gene Ontology annotation, molecular function: NAD+-protein mono-ADP-ribosyltransferase activity; NAD+ poly-ADP-ribosyltransferase activity; zinc ion binding. Lineage: Eukaryota; Metazoa; Arthropoda; Malacostraca; Decapoda; Portunidae. Bases 342 to 3248 code for a protein of 968 amino acids.